UAAGAAGAAGACUUAUCAGCUGAUGCAUGCAAAACAAUCGGUAAUACGCGGAUUUUUGCAGCAGUGAUGGCGUUGAAUAAUUUAAAAAAGGUUCAUGUUUCACUGAAAAUUUUAAAUACCCGAGGAUUAUUGCGCUCACUUAAUCAGUCAAUUCGCGAACAACCACAAACAAGAAGCUAUGGCAAUGAAAACAACAAUAACAAUAAGGGAAAUUCGCAGGACUAUCGAAGAAAAUCUUGCAGAUCCAGCUUCCUGCCAAUUGCCACUAUUACUGCACUAUCUGCUUACCUAGCAUACGAUCACAGGAAGUCUAUUAUACCACAUGUGUCUGCUUUUACAUUGCCCCCACUGUCUGGACGUCGCAACCAAUAUAAUUUCCUUGCGGACGUUGUACAUGCAUGCGCACCGUCAGUGGUGUACAUAGAGAUAAAGGACAUGCGACAGUUUGAUUACUAUACCGGCAAACCCGUCACGGCUUCAAAUGGCUCUGGAUUCAUAAUCGAUUCCGAUGGACUCAUAUUGACAAAUGCCCAUGUUGUCAUCAAUAAGCCACACACAAUGGUACAGGUACGGCUAAACGACGGACGGAUAUUUCCUGGCGUAGUAGAAGAUAUAGACCAAACAUCAGAUCUGGCCACAGUGCGUAUCGAUUGUAAAAAUUUGCCAGUAAUGGCACUUGGGCAAAGUUCUACACUGCGUUCAGGCGAAUGGGUUGUGGCGCUGGGUAGUCCAUUGGCAUUGAGCAACACAGUGACUGCUGGCGUCGUUAGUUCAACACAACGUCCCUCACAAGAGUUGGGGUUAAAAAAUCGUGAUAUAAAUUAUAUACAAACGGAUGCUGCUAUUACAUUUGGAAAUUCGGGCGGCCCACUAGUGAACUUAGAUGGCGAAGCUAUUGGGGUUAACUCAAUGAAAGUCACCGCAGGAAUUAGUUUUGCCAUACCCAUUGACUAUGUUAAACUAUUUCUUAAAAGAGCUGCAGAACGACGCAAACAAGGUGUCAGCAGGAUGGAUUAUCCUGCCAAACGCUAUAUGGGCAUAACAAUGCUGACACUAACGCCCGACAUACUCUUCGAACUAAAAAAUCGGACGCAAAAUGUACCCAGCGACCUGCAACAUGGCGUGCUUGUGUGGAAAGUAAUCAUUGGUUCGCCGGCGCAUACUGGCGGUCUCUACCCUGGUGAUAUUGUUACGAAAAUCAAUGAUAAAGACAUCAAGAACUCCUCAGAUGUUUAUGAAGCUCUAGCUGAUAAAACGAAAUCGCUCGAUAUAACGAUUUUCCGUGGUAUGAAGAAAAUGACCGUAAAGAUUGUGCCUGAAGAUCCUUAAGAACGGUUUUAGUAUAAGACACUGUUGUACUUUACCGCAAAAGAAUUUUGCAAUGUUCUGGUAUGAAAAACCAUCAAAGUUUAGCCGCACUGCCUACAGAAAGCCGACUGCUAAAAAGCCGCCGUAAGAAUUAGUUGAUAUUAGAUACAUAUAACAAAAAAUUUAAUUUAAGGAAGCAUUUCAUGUAAGAAAACAGCCAAACUUAAUAAAAAAGUUUGAAGUUAAUUAAAAAAAAGAUAAAGAAAGUUAAUCAUUAACAUUAAUCAAUCAAACUAAUACAACAAUUAACAACAAUUACAAAAAUAAUUGAAUAUGCAAGCACAAAUACAAAGAGACUAAGCACAUACAAAAUUAUAAAUCACAAAGUCAAACGCCGCAUGCAGCUCUCUACUUUUAACUCAAGCAAAACCACAUUCAACAUUUCCAAAAUAUUUUAAUUUACUACUUUUGCAUAACCUGGUGACACCAAUUCUGUAAAAAACCUUUUAUGAUUUAUUUCUUCCACUACACCCAUGGUGCAAUCGGUAAGUGCUGCAUGCAAUUUUCGUUAUCUUAUUUAUCUUUUCUUUAUCAAUAUUUAUUUAGACGGACGUUUUUAUUGCAAUUCGUUUUGUGUUUUUUUUUUUUUAAAUUUUUAUCCUUUUCGCUUUGGAGAAGUUGACACCGGUCAUGUGUGGGUCAACAUAUUGUAGUCCACCUUUCGGGCGAUUGCGCGCCUGGAUAUCCGAUAAAUCAUUUUCUUUUGUAAAUAAAAAAGAUGUUUGUAAUGAUAACGCAAUGAAUUAAAUGUUUUCAAUACAUUCAUAUGUACAUAGUAUGUAUGUAUGUGUAUCUAUAGCCGCUAGCUGCUGCAACAUUUAACGCUUAUCUUUUUUCGUAAUUUGGCUUCCUUUUCAAUGUUGCGUGCGAAUUAUGGUAAUUAUGAAUGAACGAAAAACACACACGGUGGCGAGCUACCGCUUCUCCAUUGCGAUUGUAAAACUUUUCUUGAUGCUCCCAAUAGAUAAGACUUCGUUUUGUCAGAGUUUGAGUUUGCUCACGCAACAGUAGCGUCAAUUGUUGUUGUGAUCAGACAUUUGCAUUUCGAUUUCAUUGAAUGCCGCUGCAUUAAUGCAACGGUUUCAUCUUCAAUUUCACUAUGUUGUACGUAUUU
Molecule: messenger RNA, 2482 nt
Organism: Rhagoletis pomonella (apple maggot)
Lineage: Eukaryota; Metazoa; Arthropoda; Insecta; Diptera; Tephritidae
Gene: HtrA2
Product: serine protease HTRA2, mitochondrial
Exons: 2
Coding region: 67-1329 (420 amino acids)
Biological process (GO): programmed cell death; proteolysis; positive regulation of apoptotic process
Molecular function (GO): serine-type endopeptidase activity; protein binding
Source: RefSeq, a predicted model, not a curated record